Pomacea canaliculata is the source of this 5242-nucleotide messenger RNA. RefSeq lists its product as uncharacterized. The transcript is spliced from 2 exons. The record is from RefSeq and is a predicted model, not a curated record. Bases 30 to 5090 code for a protein of 1686 amino acids. Lineage: Eukaryota; Metazoa; Mollusca; Gastropoda; Architaenioglossa; Ampullariidae.
CUCUUUCUGGCAGACACCCAAGUCCAACCAUGGUGGGAAGUCAUCCAUUGUCAAUGCCUCCUCGGGGUCCUUCUUAUCGCCUUCAAAUACCUAUGGGCCAUCCACAUUUAGAUCUUACCCGAAUCCCACAGCAAAUGAUACACAUUCCAACCAGUCCUGCCACAGGUAUGCCACCACAGCUAAAUCCAUUCAGACCAUCACACCCAGAUACUCUUACUCCAGCUCCUGUGCCAUCAGAGACUCUUACACAAACCUCGGUAGAAGCAGCUGCCCCAGAGAGCAUUGCAAAGCCUUCAGAAGCUGCAAGUACACAAACUGUAUUCCUGUCUACACCAUGUGACACAGCCUCUGUGUCUCCUGUACCAGCCCAACUUCAAGGGGAACUAUCAAAUGCAGAAGGCAGCAGUCCACUUGUGCAGGUGUCAGCAUCGUCUACCACAUCUCAGAGCCAAAAUCAGCAGCCACAGCUUAUGGAGUUGGCUAGUUGUGGCGAUGCAGGAGUGUCAAAAACACCAGACAACUCUGUACAAACUGACACAAGUGAAAGUAACAUGCAAAAGAAACAGUGUGAUGAUGGAAUUCACUGUGGAACAGAUGAUGAGCAGGAGAGAUUGUCGACAGGAAGAAAGGUUUGUGAUGAUGGCAUCCACUGUGGAACAGAUGAUGAAGAAAAAUCUGCAACAGGACAAAAAAUCUGCAGUGAUGGCAUCCACUGUGGGACAGAUGAUGAGGAAGAGAAAUCCAAUGCAGAAAGAAAAGUUUGUGAUGAUGGAAUCCACUGUGGUACAGAUGAUGAAGAGGAGAAACCGGCAUCGAGGAAAAUGCUCUGCAGUGAUGGUAUCCACUGUGGUACUGAUGAUGAAGAGGAGAAACCUGCGGCAGAGCAAAAAACCUGCAGCGACGGUAUCCAUUGUGGUACAGACAAUGAAGAGGAGGAAACUGCACCUAGGAAAAAGCUCUGCAGCGAUGGUAUCCACUGCAGUACAGAUGAUGAAGAGGAGAAACCUGCUAAAGGACAAAAAACCUGCAGUGAUGGUAUUCACUGUGGUACCGAUGAUGAAGAGGAGGAACCUGCACCAAGGAAAAAGCUCUGCAGUGAUGGUAUUCACUGUGGGACUGAUGAUGAGGAAGAGAAAUCUGCUAAAGGAUCAAAAACCUGCAGUGAUGGUAUCCAUUGUGGUACAGACAAUGAAGAGGAGGAAACUGCACCAAGGAAAAAGCUCUGCAGCGAUGGUAUCCACUGCAGUACAGAUGAUGAAGAGGAGAAACCUGCUAAAGGACAAAAAACCUGCAGUGAUGGUAUUCACUGUGGUACGGAUGAUGAAGAGGAGAAAUCUGCUAAAGGAUCAAAAACCUGCAGUGAUGGUAUCCAUUGUGGUACAGACAAUGAAGAGGAGGAAACUGCACCAAGGAAAAAGCUCUGCAGCGAUGGUAUCCACUGCAGUACAGAUGAUGAAGAGGAGAAACCUGCUACAGGACAAAAAACCUGCAGUGAUGGUAUUCACUGUGGUACCGAUGAUGAAGAGGAGGAACCUGCACCAAGGAAAAAGCUCUGCAGUGAUGGUAUUCACUGUGGGACUGAUGAUGAGGAAGAGAAAUCCAUUGCAGAAAGAAAAGUUUGUGAUGAUGGAAUCCACUGUGGUACAGAUGAGGAAGAGGAGAAACCUGCAUCAAGGAAACAGUUCUGUAAUGAUGGUAUCCACUGCAGUACGGAUAAUGAGGAGAAACCUGCGGCAGAGCAAAAAACCUGCAGUGAUGGUAUCCACUGCGGUACGGAUGAUGAAGAGGAGAAACCUGCUACAGGACAAAAAACCUGCAAUGAUGGUAUCCACUGUGGUACAGAUGAUGAAGAGGAGAAACCUGCAGCAAAGAAAAAGCCCUGCAGUGAUGGUAUCCAUUGUGGUACAGACGAUGAGGAAGGAAGUUUCACAAUGAGCAGAACUAAAGAUGGAAGAGUGAAAUAUAGUAUAAAUAAUGAUAAAGGUAGAUUCUCUGAAAGAACAACUUUUUGUGAUGAUGGCAUUCAUUGUGGUACAGAUGAUGAGGAGGAUAAGCCAUCAGUUUCCAGAAAAGUUUGUGAUGAUGGAAUACACUGUGGUACAGAUGAUGAGACUGAUAAACCCAUAGCAAAAGGAAAAGUUUGUGAUGAUGGAAUUCAUUGUGGUACAGAUGAUGAGGAGAAUAAGCCAUCAGGUUCCAAAAAAGUUUGUGAUGAUGGAAUACGCUGUGGUACAGAUAAUGAAACUGAUAACCCCAUAGCAAAAAGAACAGUUUGUGACGAUGAUAUUCAUUUUGGUAUAGAUGACAAAGGAGAUAAACCCCCAACAAGGAAAAUGUGUGAUGAUGGAAUACACUGUGGUACAGAUGAUGAAACAGACAUACCCAUGAAAGAUAAAUGUGUCACAGGCACCAAUCCACAGACAGUGGUAACAGGGAAAGUUUGUCAUGAUGGACUGCACUGCGGUACAGAUGAUGAAGCAGAUGGGCAGAUACCUGCUGAAUCCUACUCAUCAGCAGCUAGUGGUGCAGCAUUGCCAGUCCCUGACAUCAGUGUCUCCCAUUCCAGUAAUGCCAUUACACUAUCUAUUUUACCACCCACAAACAUUCCUGAAGUAAGUCACUCUGAAACCACUGUGCACUCAGAUUCCACCUCAUCUUCUGGCUUUGUUUCUAGCACAGACCCGACACCUUCCUCUCAGGGUAUUAACAACACUCCAGGUAGUCAAACUCCAGAAACAAGCACAGAUCAAGCACCUGUGCAGAAGUCUCCAGAUAAGCAGCCAUCAUCAGUGGAAGGAGCUGAUCCUUCAGGGUCUGCCAGUGAGCCUCUUUCAUCACAAACUCAGCCAUUACAACCUGCUUUGCAACCUCAAGACACCGUUCCACAUGAGAUCUCCAAAGUAAUUUCCUCCUCGGUGCCUGGCUUGGGUAACAUGGCUUCUGUGUCAACAGGUUCCGUGACUCAACUGGGAACAGCCAGCAUGCAUACACAAGCAAGUACUGAAACAAAGCAAGUGGUGGAUCAGACAUCCGGCGCUGGAUAUGACAUGCAGCCCAGUUUUUCAGUUCAGGAACAGGAAGCUGGUCAGGUCAUUAGAUCAUCUGCUCUUGUGCAGACCCCAACUGACGCAUCCCUUUCCCCCGCAGAUGUUUCCUUCUCAUGUGCUGUAAAUAAUUCUGUCAUGUCUGCAUCUCACCAUCCUUUUGUACAUCCACAGCAGACAGAGUCUUCUAGCAGACUAGUCGAUUCUACUUUGAGCGAAUUGCCCGGAGCAAUGGAGUGUGAAGACAACCAGCAAGAGGCUUUGACCAGCCAUGGUGAUGUCUGUGCUGAGCCACCUCUCUCCCCUUUUAGUAGAGCAGAGCCAGAUGCUAAAAACAUGCAAAACGAAUCUGAGGCAUCUAGCAUAGGCACAGCUGUUUUGUCUUUAGCAUCCAGCUCAGGCUCGGACAAUGUUGUUCCAAUGCAAGAGGCAGCAUUCACAUCAACACCACAGACAGCAGUGAUUAGUGGAUCUCAAGAGCUUUUUCAGUCGACCAGUAUUAAUACUGCUGCUUCCACUCUUUCCUCUCAGACACCAGUCAGCGCUCACUCAGAUCAAACAGUUCACAGAGACACUACUGCAGAAAGUGAUAUCAAAAUGAAAGAGUCAACAUGUGUGCCAUCUUUGCCAAAUGCAAGCACCACUGCUUUAGGACAGCUUCCUUUUCCAAGAGAUACUGUACCACUCACUCAUUUACCACAGGCAACAGCAUCCAGCAAAUCAGUGAUGGAGACUUCACCACAGCAUUUAACCGAAGGGUCAGCAACUGAAUCAGCUCAGAGUGCACCAGGAAGAUCACCUUUCUCAGAACAAGGCCAGAUAGGCAUUGAAAGUGCAUUGUCUGCCUCACCAACAGGAUCUAGUCAACCGGCUAGAAUUGACACACUCAAUAUGUCAAAGGAAGGAAAGCCUACGGUACAACUCUCAGCACCACCAGCUGUAUCAACAGAGAGCACACUGUUGGCCUCAUCAGGGACUGGUAGUAGCUUAGCUGCACAUGUUCGGCAUCCCCAGCCACUACCAGUAAGCAGUCCUAUGCACUACCCGGCUGGCCACCCUCUGGCAGGUCAGCCACGCCCACCUCUUGACAUGCUUGCUCGUGUUUCACAGUCUGCUCUGUCAUCAGCAGGCACAGCUCUUCCCACUUCUCAGGCCUCUCCUCCUUCAGCAGGGACUCAGCCAAACCAUGAGAUGAUAAGGAGUAACUUUCCACGGCAUCCACCUCCACAGCUUUCCCCACACCUGGUGAUGGGCCAAACUCAUGUCAUACCUGCUACAACAUCCCAAGCAGCACAGCAUAGUCCCACUUUGCCAUUUCCAGGGGAUGUGUACUCUCCCAGACACCCAUUGUUUGUGGGACAAAACAUGCCUCCACGAUUCCGUGGCAUGGCCCCUGCUGACUACGCCCAAAGUGGCAUGAUGUCACCCCCUGCCAUGUCACCAACGUCCCCCUCUCAGCGUGGUCAGCGUCCACAAUUUCAAAAUGCAUUCCAUGGUGCCGAGAUGAUGCACAACAGCAUGCCGCCCAGGCCCAUGGGUCCUCACGGGCCACGUCCCAUCCACUCCCCCGACAUGAUGGGAGGGACCUCUCCAACAGCCGACAGCCACCUGAGCAUGGUGGGGCCUCACAUGCAGGGCAUGUCAGGGUACAGGCAUCCACCUCCUCAUGGCCAGCACCAGGCUAUAAUGAGUCGCCCACCAUUCUCUAUGCAUCCUCCUCAUUCCACAGCCCCCAUGGACUUUCCUCCCCGUCCCCACCUCCCUGCCAUAAGUAUAGCAGGUCCAGGAAUGGGUAGUUUCCAUGGACACCAUCCCUCAGCAUCAAGUCACCAGUCAGCACCACAAUCGCCAUCUAGUACCACUUCUUUACGCUUGCCUGCUGCCGGUCCCAAUUUUCCCCAGGAUUCCCGCAUGAUGUCUCCAGCUGAAGUAGACCUUCUUAGGCAAGCUGAUCCACGCCUGCGCAUGCUUGCAGAGCAGAAGCGCAUGGGCAUGAUGCCCCCACGUCCUUUUCCGUCCCUCCAUGAUGCAGGUGCCUCCAGGUAGUGGUGCUGCACCAUUCCCAAUGCACCAGCGUCCACCUCGGCUGCGGCAUCCCAUGUACCAAGAUGAAGGAGGCAUGGAUCACUUUCACAACAUGCACAGCAUGAAUCGCUCAGUGGGCCCUGCGAGCAUAUCAGAAGGCCAUUCCACAAUGA